AUGGAGAAUUCUGAAGGCCAACUUAUCGAUCUUUACAUUCCUCGCAAGUGUUCUGCCACCAACCGUCUCAUCACUGCCAAGGAUCACGCUUCUGUUCAAAUCAACGUUGCUGAUGUUGAUGCUGAAGGUCGCGCCACUAACACCUUCUCCACUUAUGCUUUCUGCGGUUUCGUCCGUAAGGAAGCUGAGUCUGAUGACUCUCUUAACCGUCUUGCUCAAGAAGAUGGCUAUUUAAAGAAUGUCUUUUCUUACCAACACUAA
Molecule: messenger RNA, 261 nt
Organism: Cokeromyces recurvatus
Lineage: Eukaryota; Fungi; Mucoromycota; Mucoromycetes; Mucorales; Mucoraceae
Product: 30S ribosomal protein S21e
Exons: 3
Coding region: 1-261 (86 amino acids)
Biological process (GO): translation; endonucleolytic cleavage to generate mature 3'-end of SSU-rRNA from (SSU-rRNA, 5.8S rRNA, LSU-rRNA); endonucleolytic cleavage in ITS1 to separate SSU-rRNA from 5.8S rRNA and LSU-rRNA from tricistronic rRNA transcript (SSU-rRNA, 5.8S rRNA, LSU-rRNA)
Cellular component (GO): cytosolic small ribosomal subunit; ribosome
Molecular function (GO): structural constituent of ribosome
Source: RefSeq, a predicted model, not a curated record